Messenger RNA from Dunckerocampus dactyliophorus (ringed pipefish), 1759 nucleotides. It is a transcript of the gene nkx2.2a, whose product is annotated as NK2 homeobox 2a. Bases 9 to 1031 code for a protein of 340 amino acids. NCBI's taxonomy places the organism in Eukaryota, Metazoa, Chordata, Actinopteri, Syngnathiformes, Syngnathidae. Gene Ontology annotation, biological process: cell differentiation; regulation of transcription by RNA polymerase II. The record is from RefSeq and is a predicted model, not a curated record. The transcript has 4 exons. Gene Ontology annotation, molecular function: DNA-binding transcription factor activity, RNA polymerase II-specific; RNA polymerase II cis-regulatory region sequence-specific DNA binding. Gene Ontology annotation, cellular component: nucleus.
GAUAUUUCAUGAACCCUGCACACGCUUGUCUUGACGCAGCCAAGACACCCACAGCCAAACCCCCCUCUGAUCUAAAAGGUUCAUGCGUUGAGACCAACCUUAUAUGGACGGAUCGAACAAGCGGAUUGUCCGAGAGAAAGGUGCUUGGUGCUGCAACUUUUUUUGUCGCCCCCCACCAGAAUAUGUCGUUGACCAACACAAAGACGGGCUUCUCUGUAAAGGACAUUUUGGACCUUCCGGACACAAAUGACGAAGAAGGAUCUAUCACCGGGGCGGAGGAGGACACGGAGGGUUCGGAGAGCACGUCCACAACGAAAAGCACUGGAGUUUUGGUCAAAAGUCCUCUGGAAAACGUGCAGAACUUGCCUUUAAAGAACCCAUUUUAUGACACGAGUGACAAUCCCUACACACGAUGGCUCGCCACUACGGACAGUAUUCAAUAUUCAUUGUUCCUUCCCUUUCUCGCCGCCGCAGUGCACGGCCUCUCCGCCGGCUCCCAGGACUCGGCCAAGUCCCCGGAGCCGUCCGCGGACGACGAAUCGCCGGACAACGACAAGGAGACGUCCAGCAGCGGUGGGAGCGACUCCGGCAAGAAGCGCAAAAGGCGGGUGCUGUUCUCCAAGGCGCAGACCUACGAGCUGGAGCGCCGCUUCCGGCAACAGAGGUACCUGUCAGCCCCAGAGAGGGAGCACCUUGCCAGCCUGAUCCGCCUCACCCCUACUCAAGUAAAGAUCUGGUUCCAGAACCACCGGUAUAAGAUGAAGCGAGCCCGGGCCGAGAAAGGUAUGGAAGUGAGCCAUCUCCCUUCUCCUAGGCGGGUGGCCGUGCCCGUCUUAGUCAGGGAUGGGAAGCCCUGUCACACCCUUAAAGCUCAGGACUUGGCGGCCACUUUUCAGGCCGGGAUCCCGUUCUCGGCGUACGGUGCGCAGUCGCUCCAACACAUGCAGUAUAACGCGCAGUACAGCGCCACGGCCACACCGCACUUCCCCACGGCGCACCACUUGGUGCAAACGCAACAGUGGACUUGGUGAGGGACACGAUAGAGACUUGUCUUUGGGAAGGUUUCACCACACACGCAAGAAAGGGAAAGCGCACACGCACUCACACACACACACACAAAUACACAAAAAAGACUUCAUUUUUGCAGCAUAUACAGUACAUAGUACCGUUUUUAUUCGGGGCUCAUGUGUGCACCGUGUUUACAUGUUUUCGUUAAGAGAACUGGCUCCAAAAAACCUCUUGUCCCUUAUAGAUUUUAUUGAGAAUGUCAAUGCUCUUCUUGUGAACAUUUUUUUGUAAAAAGUAUGUUGUGUGUUGGUUGUAGAUAUAUUUUCUUUCCCACCCCCUCGUGUUAUUAUCAGCACGUACGAACCACUUUAUAAUUAUAGAAAUGUUCAUUUCUUGCUUCUUUUAUGGACCGAAAAAUAUUUAUGGCCAUGAAUAAACACUGGCAACUUUUCAGAUAUUCCUAUCCUAGUUUGUUUUCAUUUAAUGUACAUUUUUGGUGCCAAAAUGCACGUAAAUUAAUGCGUUCAUAACCAUCAUCAAAUCAUAACCCCACGAAUUGCACAUAUUAAAAUAACACAGCUGAGGAGUAACUAUCGUUACCUUCAUUUUUUCAAAAUUAUAUACAUCUAAAGAAAAAAACCCUCAUCAAAACAAAAAACUAUUUUGACAACAGCAUAGAGCGUGAGCACUUCAGUUUUUUCUGUUGAAGUAAAUUUAAUCCAGGGGAAUAUUUGUCCUAAAUCUAAACACC